This is a messenger RNA of Linderina pennispora, 644 nucleotides long. RefSeq lists its product as uncharacterized. Bases 169 to 372 code for a protein of 67 amino acids. The transcript is spliced from 2 exons. The record is from RefSeq and is a predicted model, not a curated record. Lineage: Eukaryota; Fungi; Kickxellomycota; Kickxellomycetes; Kickxellales; Kickxellaceae.
CCCACGUGCAAUGUCGCGAUUGCCGUCGAGAAUGAGGCUGGGGCUGGCAAAGAGCUGGCCAAACGAAUACUACAGAGCAGUGGCGCGCAUGCCAAAGCGCAAUGGGAAAUUAGCGUGCGUGGGUGGGGGUGGCAAUCCAAUUGCCGGCAAUAAAAAAAACCAUACCGCAUGCUAUCAAAAAUAGUAGCAGAAUGCGCUCGGAUCGAUACUGGCCCAAUGCUGGCCGACGCGGUAUUUUUGUCAGCAGGAGGAUCACUCUGCAUUGGACCACACAGCCCACAGCCCAGCACUUCAGGUGCUGCUGCCCCGACCCUGUCGCAGGAUGAGCGCGGUUGGGGAGCAGCGAGGGAGAAGGAUCCAUGCUCUUUUUGAGCACCCAGGCCAGACACAGCGACGACAGGUCAGCGCCCACAAAGGAAAAGGGAGAUGGAACCUCCUAUUUUUAAAAAUAGGACUGCUGCCAAGGGCAAAUGACCCGGAGUAUGCGCCAGUACGUUCGCAAAUGAGCCAGCUCUGCAAAACAAAUAUGCCCGCUGCUUUUAGGCAGAGCAGGUUCUUCAUCUUCCCGCCGAAUCGCCGCAUCCAACCGCGGAUCACGCUCGGGCGGACAACCCGCUGCGAGUUGUUCUUAUACGAGUACUCCU